CUGCUCCUAAAGAAUCACGCAGUCGUCAAUGUACAUUCUCCCAUUACUGGCAAAACACCUCUUCAUGUUGCAAUCGAAAAUGGAAGUGAGGUAAUUGUUAAGAUUUUAUUAGAAAAUGGUGCAAUGCCCAGGGAGCGAGGCUUUACACCUUUGCAUUUAGCGGAUGAAAAGGGCUUUAAAGAUAUCGUUGAAUUAUUUUUGGCGAUAGGAGUCCCUGCAAGUUUGAAGGCGAGCAAUGGUGCGGAAGCUGUUCACAUCGCAGCUCAAAAGGGAAAUUUAGAAAUAGUUAAACUGCUUUUGAAGCAGGGAGCCCAAGUUGAUACUGUGGGAGAGAAGAUCAUUGAGCUUAGAAUGUAUCUUGAUUCUGAACAUGAAGAUUCGAAGAUUUACGAAGUGAUAUCGAAAUAUUGUGAUCGCGAUAUUACGAUUGUAAAGUGGAAAGAGGUUUAUACUCCGCUUUAUAUUGCUUCUUAUUACGGACAUACCGAAGUGGUAAAAAUGCUGCUUGAGAAAGGUAGCAAUCCAAAUGCAGUUUCGAAGCGCGUAUUGACGCCUCUACAUUCAGCAGCCCAAAUGGGACAUAAAGAAAUUGUCCAAUUGCUUCUCCAACGUGGAGCGAUGUUCGAAUCAAAAGGAGUAACUGAUGUGCUGUCUUCUCUUCUUGCAGCUGUUGAAGGUGGACAUGAAGGAAUUGUAUAAAUACUCUUAAAGGAAGGCGUCGAUGUGAAAAGAUUAUUUCAGUUACCAUCCGUUUCAGUCUUAAGAGCGAUUGAAUAUGUCUUUGAUUCCAAAAUUUAUCAUGCUGGAAAUGGAGAGGAACUGAAAACUGGAUACACCCUACUACAUUUUUCUGCCGAGUCUGGAAAUAAGAGGAUUGUUGAAAUGAUAUUAAAAAAUGGGCCAGAUUUAAACGUCAAAUCGCAAAACAAUUCAGCACCGCUUGAUGUUGCAAUGAAAAAUGGACACACGGAAGUUGCUUGGAGUCUUUUGGAAGCUGGUGCCAACGUAAAUUACACAUGCAACUGGAAAUUUGGAAGUUUCAAAGGAAAUUCUCUCCUCGGCAAAUCGAAUGAAGGCCUCUCCCCUUUACACGUAGCAGUUAUGAAGAACAAUCCUAACAUAGUCGAGCUGCUUCUGCAAAAGGGAGCAUCCCCAAAUAUUAGCCAUAAGGAUUUUGAUUACCCUCUUCACAUGGCUGUUGAAAUUGGCAACAAGGCUAUGAUAAAAAGCCUCAUUAAACAUGGCGCACGUGUUGAUUCUUUGUGUAGAAACGAAUACACCUCCUUUUCUUUCGCCGUGAAAAAUAAUAUGGUAGAAAAUGCGAAAUCAUUGAUCGCUAACGGACCCCUUUCAACGAUCAAGACCAGGAGGGUCGAUUUUGGUUGCACAAUGCAAUUAAAAUGCGAAUAAGUCAUGAGAUGGUAGAAUUUCUGCUGGGU
Messenger RNA from Belonocnema kinseyi, 1439 nucleotides. Its product is annotated as ankyrin-1-like. NCBI's taxonomy places the organism in Eukaryota, Metazoa, Arthropoda, Insecta, Hymenoptera, Cynipidae. The record is from RefSeq and is a predicted model, not a curated record. The transcript is spliced from 3 exons. The annotation marks the transcript as partial. Gene Ontology annotation, molecular function: protein binding.